Molecule: messenger RNA, 551 nt
Organism: Paramecium primaurelia
Lineage: Eukaryota; Ciliophora; Oligohymenophorea; Peniculida; Parameciidae
Source: the annotation of a GenBank genome assembly
GAUUAUUAAUUUAUUAUGCAUCAGAGGAUGAAAAGUGAUAUCAGAUUUGAUUAACUUAAACUUGAUUACUUAUAAGGAAAUAGUUCAAAAAUACUAAAAUCAGAAUAAGAUUCAACCUAACCUUCAUAAACAUUAAUAUUUUAAGGAAACUUUCUUGAAAAUAAAACAGACAGACAACUAUCUCCUAUAAUAAAUAGUUUUAGACCAAGACAUAGAUUAAAGUAAUGCCAGUCUCUUGCUCUUGAGAAUGACCCAGAUCUUGAAGAGUUUUCUAUUUGGGGUGAUUUGGAAGAAUUGCCAGUCGGAAAUGAUUAAAACAAUCAAUUAGUUUCUUUUUUGGAAUUAUACAAGUAUCGAUAUGAAAAAACAACAAAGAAACCAGUUUCUUGUUAUGAUGUUAUUCUGAUGACAAAAAAGUAAAAUUAAUGUUUAUAAAGAUCAGAUUGAUAAAUAGACAUUCAAUAGCUAGAUUAAAAUAUUAUGGAAUAAACAAAAUAAAAUGGAUAGAUUUUAGAGACUGGAGUAGAUCAAGCAAUCUUAAUUCUUUAUGA